AGGCUAAUGCGGUAGCGGAACUCGAGGUGUCGUUUACGGGUCUGUUUCCAGACCGGUGCGACCACAGCCAGUGGGCCGCGGAGAUUUUUCCACCAGUGCUAAAAGUCGCCGGAACAAACAUGGGGAACGCGGAGAGCGGCUACGGAGGAGGCAGCGGCGACGAAGAAGACCUGGAAACGGAGAGCCCCGGCUUCGCGGAAGACAGUCCGGCCUCUGCGGCCACUGGCGGCGGCGGAGGAGGCGGCGCGAGCUCCGGUGCUGGCAGAGGCGGAAGGGGAUCGAGCAGCCUGUCGGCACACACCCGGGGCCCGCCGAGUCCCUCGGUCCUGCUGGAACAAGUCAGGCUGAGGGAAGCAGCGGCUCGGAUUAGCGACUCGGGGGUAGCUAUUCGGGAAUCUGUUCUAGCCGGGAACGAGAGCGUCCUGGUGCGGUGGCUGGAGGACCGGCUAAGCCGAGGAGAAGAGUCCGUCAAUGUGGAACAGUUCUGUGAGAUGUUGGAGAGCAGAGACGCCUCAAGAAUAGAAUGUGAAGAGGCCUUUGCUCAGUUCGAUGCAGAGGGGGAUGGGGUUCUGGAUGUUGAGAGUAUGCUGAUUGCUCUGAAGAACUCCAAUGGAGCUAAUUUACAAGGCGAGCUGAGUCAUGUGAUAAGACAGCUCCAGGCGUGUUCUCUAACUCCAGGUUUUGUUGACAUAUUCUCCAAGACCAAAGACCGUUUAGGGGCGCAUGCCUCUAAGAUCCUCAAAUUUUUACUUAGGAAUCGUAUUCCCAGCAGUGCCAUCCCAUUCCCUAUUUUAGAGGGCUACAACAGUAUCUGCACCAUGAGGUCUACUGUGGUCCAGGACUUCUUGGAGUUCCUUCUGCAGAAGGAGAAAGAUUUGGACAUCCAGUAUAGAUCUGAUCUGAACCGUGACCCAGAGGUGGACAAAGUCAGAGUGGUCACACAGUGUUACAGCACCAUAGAAGCUUCAUCGAAUGCUGCUGACGUAUACAAGAUGACUAAUGGUGAAACCUCAUCUUUCUGGCAGUCAGACGGCAGCGCGCGCACACACUGGAUAAGGUUAAAAAUGAAACCAGAUGUGGUUCUGCGACGCCUGGCCAUUGCUGUUGCUUCCAAUGACCACAGCUAUAUGCCUCAGCUGGUUUCAGUUGCUGUGGGGAAAAACCGUAGUUCCCUGCAGGAGAUCAAAGACAUCCGCAUCCCCGGCAAUGUCACAGGCUAUGUAGCGCUCUUGGAGAACGCCAACAUUACACACCCCUAUAUCCAGAUCAACAUCAAGCGGUGCCUGAGUGAUGGCUGUGACACUCGCGUUCAUGGUUUGAAGACGCUCGGCUACCAGAUUACAAAAAGUAAAGAAUUGUCUGUUUCGGAUGCCUCAGCCAUCUGGUACCUGUCGCUCCUCACCUCCUUGGUCACUGCCUCCAUGGAGACGAACCCGGCGCUGGCCCAGACGGUUCUUCAUAGCACACAAAAAGCCUUACAGCACAUGCCACCGUUGUCCCUAACGCCAUCAUCCACAGACUUCCUGAAGUUCUUCUCCUUGAAUAUCCUGGAAGAGGUGGAUGGAUUUCUUCUGAGAAUAGCAGACUGCUGUGUAAGUCCUGAUGCUGAGUUGACCCUCCUGGCCUUUGCUCUGGCCCGAGGCAGCGUGGCUAAAGUUCUCCAGGCUCUGUCCUCCAUCAGUGAACAUUUAGAGACGACAUACAAGGCCUCCUCUCUCAUCGUCUCCAUGGCUUCUGUCAGGCUGCGGCUACUUUAUCGCAACGGGAAGCCCCUUCAGUUGCAUCUACAGGCCUGUGAUGUAAAGAGUAAAGAAGAAAAAUCAGGAGCAGAAAACAUGCUCACAGAAUCCUCCACUGGAGACGGUUUUCUUACUGAAAGCGGCAAAAAGAAAGCCAGUGUGAUUCUAUCGACAGAGGACCAGAGCACUUUCCAGGUUACGCAGAUGAAGAUCAAAGUUCGGAAAGGAGCGAUCGGCGCAAAAUGCGGCUUGGUGUUUGCAUACAAGGAGGAAGACCCCUUUGAUGCAGAAAAACAUUUUAAGAGGUUCAAAAAGUACGAUUCAUGGGGCUACAAAGACUACAAAGAGUUUGUCCAAGACAAUGUGAGAAUGACGUCUCAGUCCGAGGAUGAGCCGAUUGGCUGGUUUGAGCUUGAGGAUGACUGGAACGAUGUGGACAUCAAACUGCAACAGUGUCGUGUUGCAAAGUUUCUGAUGGUGAAGUUCCUCUGUGCCAGGCAGGAUUCUGCAGAGCGUCUUGGGGUUCAGUCCCUCACCUUCAGUGGUUAUCUGCCCGCUGGGGUAGAGAGGCUGGGACACUUGGAAGAACUCAGCCCAGAGGGCAAGGGCGUCAACCGCAAUGGCAUCACUGGUCUUUGUCUUCUUAAUAAGACCCUGUUUUUCAUCCAGCAACUUACACAAGACAUGGAUGCAUCUCAUUUUAAGCAAAAGUAUCUGCUGGAUUUCACGGGUCUCACCAUGAAGCUGUUCUGGGACUUCUACAGUAAACUUAGGCAGAUUGAAGGAGAAGAGGUGAUGAAGAGCCGAGUUCUGUUGCUUCAGUUGCUGCAGAAUUGUUUCCCUAUGUUGCCUAAUCCAUUGGGGCCACCGAGCCCAGAGAGAAGAGGAGCAGCGGAGAAUGCCGCGGCAGCCUGUCCGUCCACGUUCAGCGGUGAUGAGGCUCAGACAGACCCUGCUCAGGCUGUCUGGGAUCUUUACGCUCACCUGUGCCACAUUGUGGACAGUCCAGAAGGUGAGACCUUUGUGGAGAAAGCUUUACACAAGGAAGCCAUCAAGUCCAUUUUUAGUGGAGCAGCUGUUUUCUUCCCUGAUAAUCUCGUCAGGCGGGACAAACUCUUCCACAUGAUGAAAAAUAUCACAGAAGAUGAUCAACCAGAGUCAGUAAAGGUGACGUUUGAGUCGCUGUGUAAUUACUUCAGUGAUCAGGAUCCAAGUGGUCUUUUGCUGCUCCCUCCAAAAGGAGCUCCAUCAGACUUUGACAUCAGCCCGAUCCUCUCAGUCAUGGAGACGGUCCUCCUGGUGGCCACGAGAGAGUGUGAGGUAAUGAUGAGGUGUGAAACUGUUGGAACCAGUAGGACGGUGCUGCUCUCCUUGUUCUGGGCUCUGCAGGACAGUCUGUUCUCCUGGUGCUACCUACAGCUCAAAGGAGGAGCCUCCACUAAGGUUUCUAUGGAGCAGGCCAGAGACAUCCUCAUAAAAUAUGUGGGUCAGUUCUUGGGAAGUAUCAAGACUACACUUGGAUCUCUGCGUAAAACCUGCACUGGUGCUGAAAUUACAGAGAAGCUGGGCACCUCCAUUCUGGCUACAGUCUUCAGACAAAUGAUGAUCUUCCUUUUGGAGCUGUGCUCUUUGGAUAUUCCUCACAGUGUGCUGCUGAAGAGCUUCUCUUCUCUAAUAGAGCUCCUGAAAACCCUGUCCAGUGAUACUGGAGACGUCUUUUCAAAGGCGGAUCAAGAAGGAUCCCAGCAGCUCCAGAAACCAGUGGUGCUGAGGACUUGGAACAUGGAGUCCUCUCACAACUAUGACAACAGCCGCCACGAGACCACCAUGUUUGCCUGCCCUGGUGCUACCAGCUUUGAGGUGGAGUUUGAUGAACGCUGUGAGACGGAGAAAAGGUAUGACUACCUAGAGUUCACAGAUUCCAGAGGAGGGAAGGUCCGAUAUGACACCAAGGUUGGAACAGAGAAGUGGCCAAAGAAAGUAACAUUUGACGCUGGUCCUCAGCUUCAGUUCCUCUUCCACUCUGACAGCAGUAACAAUGAGUGGGGUUAUAAGUUCACCGUAACAGCUCUAGGUUUGCCAGACAUCACCAUUUCCUGGACAUCGGACCUUCAGUUGAUGGUAGCUCGUCUCCUUGGCCGUCUUGCCUCGAGAACCCUCGCCUUGAAAUCUCCUCAUGAGAUACGCAUUGUAAAGGAGCUUCCACCAGGGAAAAUGUCCCAUGUUCAGUCUUCUCCUUUAUGGAGACCCAUCCUGCGACACGGGUUGUGUGAAAGGUUGGAUGUGCAUCAGACUAACACACACUUAGACCGGGCAAAGAGUUGGACUUCUGAUGAGUUAAUGAGCUUUCUGGAGGACUUUGCCCUCUGGAAUCCUGCCCAGGAACCUACUGAUAGCAGAACAGAGCUGAUGAAGACCAUCAUGCAGUCCUGUAGAAACCACCCACUAAGGAAUGAGAUCAUUGCUGCACCAAAGACUGACCAGGCUGUGAAUGCAAUUUGGGCAGCCAUGGUGUACCACACACCAGCCCUAAAUCAAGUCCUAAAGAACUAUGUUAAUCAGGACUGCAGCUCGUGUCUAAGUGAAGACUUUGUGCAGGUGUACUUGCUUGCAGACAGCAUCAGAACAUGGAUGUUGGAGAUCAAGCAGCGAUACCUGGUUGGUAAAUUGAAUGUCCCUGAUGAGAAGGAAGAGGGUCCUGAUGAAGUUACUACAGAUACACUUGCGGAGAUGUGCGUUGAGAAGAGCCUCUUGCUGUUCAGAUUUGCUCCUUGUGGAGCAUUAUGCCAGGACAGUGACUCUUCCAAAGCAGCAGAAGGCAACAGAACUCCUCUUUUUCGUUCAAGUUCGAUCUCAGAAGGGGAUUUCCAGCCCAGUCCUUCUCUGGGAUCUCAAACAGCAGGAUCUGAGGAAGGCACUAGGAGCAAGAUCACAGAAACAGGUGGGAGUCAGCACUCCAGUACUCAGGCCCAAAACUUAACUUGUAACGUGCACAAAGACUCCACGGAGAGCCUCUCCUUCCAGCCAGCUGAGCCAGCCUCUCCCUCCAGUUUCCCUCGUAAAGCCCCUUUAAGUCGGGCGCGCCUGCGCCUCUUGUCCUGCCGCUCUAUAGAAGAUUCUCGAAUGACUGUCUCUGUAAAGGAUCGCUACCCAAUACUCAAACACAUCCUGAACUUCAUAAAGGACCAGGGUCUGACCACAGCAAGCAUUGUGCAAACCCUGUCCCUGAACACAGCCCAGGCUCUGAGUGUCUGCAAGGUCCUGGAGAUGGUUCAACAGUGUUUACAUUCCCUGGGAAGGCCACACCUCUUUCAAGCUCCCUGUAUACUCUUCCUGCAGGAGUUACUGGCAUGCCAAAAAGACUUCAUGAGUUAUUUCUCACAGCUGUCAUACAGCGGCCAAAAGCUGGGUGAGGAGGUGAGGCGUUCCUACCAUCAGUUGGUGCUCAUGCUGGUGGAGGCAGUACAAGGUUUCAGCAGCCUCAACGAAAAAGCCCUGCUACCAGCUCUGUCCUGUGUGCAGACCUGCUUAUUGCACCUUCUGGACGUGAGUUGGGACAUACAAGAUCUUCCUUUCUUUGUGAAGAUUAAGCUUCCUGACCUCCUGCUCAACAUGUCCCAGGAGAACAUCAGUGUUCAUGAUAUUGCCAUCAGUCAGUGGACGGAGGAGGACGAAAUCGCUGACUACAAAAAGAACCAGGAGUGGAUGGAUGAGUGUAUGGAUUCGAUGUUUGAGAAGUGGUAUGAAAAAAUCGAUGAGGAGGAAUCUUCAGAGGACAAGAGGAAGAUGCACAUGUUCAUAGCACGCUACUGCGACCUGCUCAGUGUCUCGAUCUCCUGUGACAGCUGUAAGAGGAUGGCAUAUUGGCACCGCUACAGAUGUCUGCAGUGCAUGGAUAUGGACCUGUGCAAAACCUGCUUCCUCAGCGGUGCCAAACCUGAGGGACAUGAGGACGACCAUGAGAUGGUGAACAUGGAGUACGCCUGCGAUCACUGCCAGGGGCUUAUUGUCGGCAGCAGAAUCAACUGCAACGUGUGUGAAGACUUUGACCUGUGCUUUGGUUGCUACAGUGCGAAAAAGUAUCCAGACAGUCACCUGCCAACUCAUCGCAUCACUGUGUAUCCCAUGGUUACCAUACGAAUCAGCGACCGCCACCGUCUAAUCCAGCCCUACAUCCACAACUACUCAUGGCUGCUGUUUGCCGCUUUGGCUCUCUACACGUCAGACCUGAGCAGUGAGAAGCAGAGUGAAGGAGAGUCUUUGGACGCUGACAUGUUGGAACAGACCUCGGCCCUGCAGACGCACUGCUCUCAGCUCAUCACUGAUUGCUUACUCAAGGGAAAAACUGGCAGAGGUCUACGGUCUUCAGCCCUGCUCGCUCUGCUUUCCUCCAACGAAUCAGCUUCUGAUAGUGAGCUGUGUCCACUGUCUCCUGAAACCUCCCAGGAGCUCAGUACGACCACGGACACCUCCUCUCUCCCUGUCAGCACUGCAGCAAUCUGCUCUCCAUCAUCUCCCAGAGACCGGAAUAAACCAUCAAGGAAGGAAGACUAUGCAAAGGAGGCGGACUCUGCUCCCCCAGUUCCAUCAGAGAUGUUACCUAUCUCAAGCACCGGAGAGGAAGAUAAACAGAAGCUGGUGACCCAAGACACCUUGGAGUCCCCCAGCCUCAGUCAGACGCCGUCAGUGUCCAGUGAGGACACGCUGUCUCCUCUUGUCCGACAAUCUGGUCCAGACGUCGUCAGCUCUCCAGCAUCUGAUGUCAUCAAAGAGCCAGAUCUCCCCCAAGUUCCACUCCAGGAGCACGUGUUUUCAGAAUGCUCCAGAGAGAGGAUCCUGGGACUGCUAGCAGCCAUGCUGCCACCAGCAACACCGGACAGCACCCUGUCCCUGCCCAGUCUGAACACCAUCCUGCCUCAGCUUUUCAGAGCAGUCAUUUCCAACGCUGGCUCUCUUAACGAGACCUACCACCUCAAGCUGGGACUACUGGGACAGCUGUUGCUCCGAAUCCCUCCAACGGAGGCCGAUGCCGCGGUUGCGGUGGCGCUGGCCGACAAAUAUGAGUUGCUGGCACAAGGAGAAGCAGCUGAAUCAGACACACACGGCUGGAAGACCACCCAGCUGCUCUUCAGCCUCGGAGCAGUCUGCUUAGACAGUCGCAUUGGUCUGGAUUGGGCUUGCACAGUAGCAGAUAUUCUGCACAGUCUGAACAGCUGUCCCAAGUGGAGAGCAGUCAUCGCUGCCUUCACUGACCAUUGUUUUCAACAGCUGCCACACACCCUCAAACGCACCAACCUGUUCAGCCUGCUGGUGCUGGUCGGCUUCCCUGAGGUGCUGUGUGUGGGCACUCAGUCCGUGUUUAUUGAUAACGCCAAUGAGCCACACCAGAUGAUUUUACUCAAACACUUAACAGAAAAGAACCAUGCUGCCGUGGUGGAUUGUAAAACACGCAAGAGGAAAACGGUGAAGGACUACCAACUGAUUCAGUCUCAGGAUUCUAACACAGGACCGUCAGAAGGUCAAGGCUCCCAGAAGGCCCUACUCAGCCGCUAUCUGACCAAUUUCACCUCCAUCAUCAGCCACUUACUGCUGACCAGCCAGGAGAACAGCUCCCCUGAAGCUGUUGAGGCUUCCUGGGUACUGUCUUUGGCCCUGAAAGGCCUCUACAACACACUCAAGAAGCAUGGGGUGGAACAAGCCCAUCAGGCCAUCCAGCAAUCUGGUUUAAUCCAGCUGUUGGUGAGAAAGUGCAGCAAAGGGACAGGCUUCAGCAAACUCUGGUUGCUGCGUGAUCUGGAAAUCCUUUCCAUCAUGCUUUACUCCUCCAAACGUGAGAUUCAUUCCAUGGCCCAGGAUCCUGAGCGAGACGAAAGAGAACAGGAGAAGGAGCAUGAUUCGGACCACUCGAGCAGCUGUGCUGACAACUCCGACGUCAGCAGAGUCGACCCCCUUGAAGGUCUUGAUGAGCAGACAAAGCUUUGCUUCCAGAUCACCAGUGAUGCCUUAAACGCUCCCUUGUCUAUCCUGCGAGCUAUGUAUGAGUUGCAGAUGAAGAGGACUGACUCCUUCUUUCUGGAAGUGCAGAAGAGAUUUGAUGGAGAAGAGAUAAAAACAGAUGAAGCAAUCCGUACACUGGCCCAGAAGUGGCAGCCAGCCAAGGAGCCUUGCACUGACGAGAGGAACACCAAGGCAGUGGACACGGACAUGAUCGUGGUGUCGUGUGUGUCUAAACCCACUCGCUGUGAAAAGGCCACAGAGGAGCUCAACUCCAUGGCCCAGAAGCUGAUCACUAAUUCUGAGAGCGACCUGCAGCUCAGCUAUGCCAAACAGAGACGCACCAAAAGCUCAGCGCUCUUGCACAAGGAACUGGACGUGCGCAGCAAUCGGUCCGUCCGUCAGUACCUGGUAAAAGUCAACCAGGCUAUCGCCACUCUGUACUCCCGCCAUGUGUUGGCCUUGCUGCUGGCCGACUGGCCUGCAGAGGCAGCGCUGAGCGAGGAGGCUGUGGAACUGAACGGCGCCACCCACAUGGCCUACAUUCUGGACAUGCUCAUGCAGCUGGAGGAGAGGCCGCUGUGGGAAAAGAUUCUGCAGAGAGUAUUGAAGGGCUGCAGUCAGAGUAUGCUGCGCAGUCUGUCCCUAACCGCGUGUCAAUUCAUGGAGGAACCAGGUAUGGACGUGCAGGUCAGAGAGUCCAAACACCCCUAUGAGAACAACACAAACUUUGAGGACAAGGUGCACAUUCCAGGAGCCAUCUACCUGUCGGUCAAGUUCGACCCCUGCUGCUACACAGAGGAAGGCUGCGACGAGCUUACCAUGUCCAGCAGCAGCGAUUUCCUCCAAGACCUGCACAACUUCAGCGGCUCGCCCCAGAAGUGGUGUGACUUUGAGAUCCCUGGAGAUACACUUUACUACAGGUUUAUGUCAGACAUGAGUAACACUGAGUGGGGCUACAAGUUCACGGUUACCGGAGGACACAGAGGGCAUUUCCAAACAGGUUUUGAAAUACUGAAGCAAAUGUUAACUGAUGACCAAGUGCUCAGUCACCUGCCAUUGACUGAUAUCUGGGAGUGGCAGGUUGGCGUGGCCUGUCGUCAGACUGGGAACCAACGGCUCCGAGCCAUUCAUUUGUUGCUCCGCAUUCUGCAGCGUGAAUCUCACACAGCAUGUGAGCUGACAUUGCUACGACCUUUGUGGGAACUCUUUAUGUUGAUGGAAAGUACCCCGAGUCAGGAUCCAACCUGCAUUACUGUACUGCUGCCUCUUCAUAGAGCUCUUACCGAAUUGUUCUUCAUUGCAGAGGCCCGGGCCAUCGCUCAGGACACCGCGCAGGAGUACCUAUUAGCCAUGACCACUGACGAGCAGCUCCUCAAUCACAUGGCAAAGGCUCUGAAGAACGUUGCUGCCAUCAGCCUGGCCAUCAGUUACCCGAAUAAAUCCACAAAGCUGCUCAAUAUGUCGCUGUGAGAGACCCACAGACGUCCCGACUCGGCUCCAACAAAGCGAUGACGGAGCUGAAGCUUCCCAAAUCGUCAUCCAGUGCUUUCCGCACGUUCACGCUCUGCCGCUCGCCGGACGCGAGCGGUGGACUGCAGCUCAGAGCACCCUUUCUGCUUUUACCCACAAUCCUCUUUGCCUUAGUGAAUCCAAUAUAUCAGUAUGUGCUUUCAUCACUUAGUCUUUUUUGUUUUUUAUUCUUAUUUUGAACAUUUACUUGAAGAUGCUGUGCUGCAGGACACGAGGCGUGCCAAAUUCACUUUUCCCCUCCUCAAACCACGACCACUCUGCAGUUGAUCACGGUGAAAGCGAGUCACCUUGGCAACUCGCAUUUCUCAGUGGACACGUUAGUUUCCUAAAAAUACUGUCCAGGCCAGCAGAGUGUCAUUAGUCACCACAGAGAGAGAGUAGUGACCUACUAACUCAUGCUUCCUCUUUGCCUCCUUUUCUCCUGUGCACAUUCCUUCAUUGGUUUCUCAGAACAGAAAGACAGGUGGGGACACUUCAGGGUUCACGUUCAGCGGUAGACUCGGCUUCCUUCGUCACAAACGCUUUAAACGUGCACCACGUCACGCAGCGGUUACCUGCAGGCUUCUGUGCCGCGGCGCCGCGCAGCUUGCCAAAAACUCACUGACAGAUGAUGCUGCCGAUACUCAGUCUUUGCAUAGGAAUAGGACAAACUUCUGCACAGUGUUCCUCCACAUUACUCACCAACUGCUGAGAUUACUCAGUACCACUUUGCAGUAAGGGUACACUCAUACAGUCAUAAGCAUUAACUCAUAGUUACUUAAGACUUUACCUUCUUUAGUUAUGAUUUAUUAAUAUGUGCGCUAACUAAGAUGCUAAUUUAAUUUGUAAAGAUGCUGAACUCUAGUUACAAAAUGCACUUGACUCUUAAUUAACUGAUAAAGCUUAUUACUGUGUUUAUUAUUAAACACAGGUCACUGUUACCAGUUACUGCAUUUACUAACAUGAUCACACUAAUGAACCAUUAAGAUUACACUGCGUUAACUAACGUGAACACGAUACAUGAUUACUGAACACGCUUAAUUCUUAAUUAACUGUUAAUGCUUUUUACGGCAUUAACUAACAUCACAUUAAUGAACCAUUAAGAUUACACUGUGUUAACUAACGUGAACACAAUAAAUGAUUACCAAACAAUUAAUUCUUAAUUAAAUUCUUAAUCAACUGUUAGUUAAUGCUUUUUACUGCAUUAACUAACAUGAUGACAUGAAUGAACCAUUAAGAUUACAGUGUGUUAACCAACAUGAACACGAUAAAUGAUUACUAAACACAAUUAAUUCUUAAUUAAAUUCUUAAUUAACUGUUAGUUAAUGCUUUUUACAGCAUUCACUAACAUGAUGACAUUAGUGAACCAUUAAGAUUACACUGUGUUAACUAAUGUGAACAUGAUAAAUGAUUACUAAACACAAUUAAUUCUUAAUUAAAUUCUUAAACUGUUAGUUAAUGCUUUUUACUGCAUUAACUAACAUGAGCGCAUUCAUUACUAAACACAGUUGAUUCUUAAUUAAUUGUUAGUUAAUGCUUUUUACUGCUGUCAGUUAAUGUCCCCUUACUGUAAAGUGUUACAGUUUUUUCUCAUGUUUAUGGAAAUGAAUAAUGACAACAACAAAAAAGCCCUUCAGUUUUAUGUAUUUAUUUCAGGGGGAGAUUUUCUAACUUUUGCAGAGACAUUUGAACAUGUCAAACGCCACUCGUACCCACUGAAUCGCUGACAUGACGCGUUCCCGCUCACGUCACAUCAGACAUCAGCAAGCACACAGGUGACGGUGCAACACUUGUAGAACUUAACUAAUACGUUGUACUAUGGUAACUCCAGAUAUUUGGUGUGACUGUUUCUGUCGUCUUUAAACUGACGUCUGUGUGCCCUUGAGCACAACAUCCUGAAAAUAUCCACAGUCUUCACUUGUAAUCCAUCUGAACCUAAACCUUAUUUUUCAUGUGAAGGUGGGGCUUCUUUAUCACUCCUAUUAUUUUCAAAUGAAGAAUCAUUUUUUUCUGUCUUGUGGAGUGACUGGUUUAUGCCAAAGAAACCAAAUUUUGUGAGCCAUGAAACGUCUGUAAAUGAGCUCCUGGUAGAGUUCCUUCUGUUUUUCAUGUGGCAGCCGCAGCAGAGGAUAAUCUGUCCACUUUAUUAUUAUUAUUAUUAUUGAAGUCAUUGCUGGUUUUGUUUACACAAGCAUAAACAGUGAAAAGUUCCAUUUCCGAUGCCUCACCAAACGACGACGUGCCUACGGUUAAAUCUGAAGCAAUCAUAAUUUAACUCCAAGUGGAAUAAUUCUAUUUUAAGAGAUUUGUUUAAUUUGAAGUUUUUUCUAACUUUUUACUUUUAAUGUGCUUCUUUGUUGCGAGGAUGCUUGAUAAUGGAGGCUGACUAAUUUGAAUGUAAAUAUGGUAUCUGUGAAUAUGAAGACUUUGAUAUUAACCCCUUAAAAAUAUCGCCUUUAUUCACGAACAGAUGGACACUUUGAUUCUGAUUUUGUACGCAUGACACAUCAGCGGAAAGCUAAAAACGGUUGGCUUGGGUUGAAAUGUGAUUGAUUUCUAAUUAAAAUAAAAGUGAAUAU
Thalassophryne amazonica is the source of this 11824-nucleotide messenger RNA. RefSeq names its product zinc finger, ZZ-type with EF hand domain 1 (gene zzef1). The record is from RefSeq and is a predicted model, not a curated record. Gene Ontology annotation, molecular function: calcium ion binding; ubiquitin-like protein ligase activity; zinc ion binding. Gene Ontology annotation, cellular component: postsynapse. The transcript is spliced from 54 exons. Bases 120 to 9206 code for a protein of 3028 amino acids. NCBI's taxonomy places the organism in Eukaryota, Metazoa, Chordata, Actinopteri, Batrachoidiformes, Batrachoididae. Gene Ontology annotation, biological process: regulation of synaptic plasticity; protein ubiquitination.